AUGUCUAUCUGUUUCCAACUGCAACUAGAUCAAAAUUUGACAAUCAAAGAUGAGAGAACCGUUUUCUUCUUGGGCAACCUUGCUUGGUUGGACAUCAUUCGUGCAUUUUCUGUGCCGGACCGAUUAUGCUUUACACAAGAGCUUCGCAAGAAGCUGCUCUCCCUGUGUGACUUGAGAUUUGAAGCAGUGAAUGGCUGCCCACGAGAGUUAGUUCUCAUUAUAGGGGAAAUUCUUGAGCAUGCGAAAGCACAUUCAAGCAGCAGUUUGGCUACGGGAAACUACAAUAAACACAUUCGAACACUGAUUCAGAAGCUCUACAUUUGGGAUGCCUCACGCUGUUUCUACCCUGAUGAAGAUCCCCUUUGGCACUGCAUUGCAGAAGCAUUUCGUCAUACCUGCAUUUUGCGCGCUUGGCGGCUGCUUGAUCCAACCGAAUCUGCAACGGAGCCGCACAUACAGGAAUCUGUCACAGCGAUUUUGGAUUCCCUUGCGACUGUUCCUGGUAACAGCCCCUUGAUAGAGCUUACUGUAAUGCCUCUUUUCAUGGCUGGCGCUGACAGUCUCUCACCCCAUUCCCGUCACUAUGUUCUCUUGCGGCUAGGGGAAAUCAAGGCAAGGUCCGAAAUGGGAAUUUCAGCACCUCAGACAUUGCUUAAAAGGGUGUGGCAAGCAAGAGCUCAGCAACCGAGGUUUGACAAAAGGAAUAUUCCUUGGAUGGACUUUACACACAAUUCCGAUUCGAUGCACCAGGACGAUUAUUUAAUCAUAUAG
Molecule: messenger RNA, 771 nt
Organism: Penicillium canariense
Lineage: Eukaryota; Fungi; Ascomycota; Eurotiomycetes; Eurotiales; Aspergillaceae
Product: transcription factor domain-containing protein
Exons: 3
Coding region: 1-771 (256 amino acids)
Biological process (GO): positive regulation of transcription by RNA polymerase II
Cellular component (GO): nucleus
Molecular function (GO): transcription cis-regulatory region binding; DNA-binding transcription factor activity
Source: RefSeq, a predicted model, not a curated record